CGGUCAUUGGUCAAACGUCAGAGUACAACAGGAAGUGUAUUUGCCAUUCACAUGACUUGUGUUAACUGAAGUUGUGAUUCCAUCUCCCCAUUUAGGACUGCGCAACAAACAGGAUGGCAAGCAACAAAUUCCAGAUUGUGGUGCAAGGGGAAGCUUCUGAAACAGAUUCCGAUGACGAGGUUUACAUUACGUCCCUGACCCCAGUCCACCAGUCUACCUCUGGUCUGAAAGUUCCCGGGGAAGCAUCGGAGACGGACAGCGAAGGGGAAGUGGAGAAAGCUUGCAAGGUCGCGUAUGCUGUCAGCUCUGAAAAUGUGCAAUCAUUGCGGUCAGACUUACCUCCUCUCAUUGUGAUGAGAUCCACACCUGAGUUCGUACCAGUUCCCGAGAAAGACUCCUUGAUGAGGUCGGAAUUCAGCGGUCAAGAGUGCACUCUGCUGCAGCAGAAGCUUCAAGAAAGUAACGGGCGUCUCUGCGCCGAUGUGUCACAGACAUUUCGACAGGUUUACCAAAAUGCCACCAAGGACGUGCGUUUGGCCACGGCAAGUCUAAAUAACUCCCAAAGUGGCAUAAUCAACGCCUCUCACAACAUCCGUCUCAUUCUAGAGGAUCUUAAAUCUGUCUCUGAAAAGAUUGAAAUUAUUACGAGUUGUAACCUUCUUCCUGAUAUCACAAUACCUACAUCCAUACCAGGACAAUAGUGUGUGAUUUUCAAAAUGUAUAAAACUUAAUCUAGCGAGUCUAGAUCAAGUCUUAGUUGGCCUCUGAAUGAAAGUGCCAGACAAUUCCAAGUAGGCUACAAUGCGCAGGUGAUUUAAAUGUCAUCGAUCUGAUUGUUUACAAUUUAUAAAUCUUGCAUAGACCACCAUGCAUAUUUUGUUAUGCAUUUGCAGAACCAUCUAUGAGGGUAGCCUAUGCUGUGUGAAAUGUAUGUAUGUUAUCAAAUUAUUAUUCUUAUAAUCAUUUUUGUUAUUAUUUUCAUUUCAGUGUUGAACUAGCACUUAACAUGCUGUGAGUACUUGAUGGCAAUCCAAACACACUUUAUUUGUCUGUUUGCAAUUCUUGUAGGCUAAUAAACCUGAGAAUGUAUGCAGUCAGG
Messenger RNA from Sardina pilchardus (European sardine), 1099 nucleotides. RefSeq names its product biogenesis of lysosomal organelles complex-1, subunit 3 (gene bloc1s3). The transcript is spliced from 2 exons. Gene Ontology annotation, cellular component: BLOC-1 complex. NCBI's taxonomy places the organism in Eukaryota, Metazoa, Chordata, Actinopteri, Clupeiformes, Clupeidae. Bases 114 to 701 code for a protein of 195 amino acids. The record is from RefSeq and is a predicted model, not a curated record.